Messenger RNA from Saccostrea cuccullata (small rock oyster), 765 nucleotides. RefSeq lists its product as uncharacterized. The record is from RefSeq and is a predicted model, not a curated record. NCBI's taxonomy places the organism in Eukaryota, Metazoa, Mollusca, Bivalvia, Ostreida, Ostreidae. The transcript has 3 exons. Gene Ontology annotation, molecular function: carbohydrate binding; protein binding. Bases 1 to 765 code for a protein of 254 amino acids.
AUGGCAUAUUUCCCAAGUAUCUGCUUGCUACUUCUUAUAGCAUCAACAAAAGAACUGAAUGCAUCAGAUCAGUCAUUUGCCCUAUGUGGUGAUCAAAAAGGCUUCAUACGCUGUUGGAGAGGAACAAAGAUUCAGAUCAUAUCCGCCAACUACGGACGAACAGAUAGACAAAUGUGUCCGGGUGGUAAAUCUGGUACAACUACCUGUCGUUCAAAGACGUCAGACCUCAAGGUGAAAUGGAACUGUAAUGGGUACCAGACAUGUCACCUUCAUGCUGCUGAUCAAUACUUUGGAGACCCGUGUCCUGAUUAUUCCAAAUAUCUGGAGGUCAAAUAUAGAUGUGUGAAGAGUCCAAAUCCGCAAACGAAUGUGAAAUCAAUAAUCGCCUUUAAUGCGUACAUCACAAAACAAUUGCAUCUACAUAGAAACACCCCCGUCAAUGUUGUAUAUGAUGGCGUUUAUUACAACAUCGGAAAUGCGUACAAUCCUCGAAGUGGUUUUUUCACAGCGCCAUCUGACGGACUUUAUGUGUUUACCUGGACAAGUCUUGUUAAAGUGAAAAAAAUCUUUGAUGCUAAAAUCCUGGUAAAUGGAGUGCAGAAAGGAUACGGAAACUGCAACAACGAGGCCAAUCCAGGUUAUGAAAAUUGUGCAAAUACUGUACCCUUGGUCCUGAAAGCUGGAGACAAGGUGAACAUAAGAACAACAAAUGCAAAUAACUUAAUUGACAGAUGGUCUAGUUUUAAGGGAUGGAGAGUUGAAUAA